Molecule: messenger RNA, 934 nt
Organism: Microdochium trichocladiopsis
Lineage: Eukaryota; Fungi; Ascomycota; Sordariomycetes; Xylariales; Microdochiaceae
Exons: 1
Coding region: 269-796 (175 amino acids)
Source: RefSeq, a predicted model, not a curated record
CCUUUUUUUUACUAUUACGAAAGACCACAAAAGCAAAAACAAACAAAAUACAUCGCCAGCCAAAAGCACCGAAGCCUGCACUUUGAAAAACAACCUGCCAGGUUCGACUGGGACAUUGCUCGAGUGUUGGGGUUUGAGGAUUCAAACGACACACGGCAACGACAACAACUACCGGGACUACUGUGCAGCCCCUCCUUCAUUCUCGAGGUCACACAGCCAUAAAACAAAAGAAUAGAAGAAGUAGCAUAUAUCACCGGAAGACACAACAAUGUGCUGCAAGAGGAGAGCCCAACGCAACGCCGCCUUUGCGGCCAUGUUAGACCCCUCAGCCGGCCAAUACCACCAACACCACCACCACCAGGGCGACGAGAUGCAGGCGUACUCUGCUGUUUUUCCUGCAGAGGCGACAACUUCCGCGGCGGCAAUUUAUGCAGCAGGCGGCCCUACUUCAUACGGGAUGGCUCAUCGCUGCAUUGGCCAGCAGCAGCGGCGCUCCUGCCGGAGCGGGGGAUGCGCUGGUGGUGGCCGUCCUCGUCGAGGUGGCUGUGGUGGUGGUGCGCGCAGGGGUGGCGGAGGAGGUGGAUUGAUUGCCUCGUUUGUGAGGAUGGUUGUGGAACACCGCGAGGGGAAGCGAGAGCGGCAGCGGGUUUGGGAAGAACAGGAGAGACAGAGGAUGAUGACGAUGAUGGGAGGAGAGCCGAUGAAGGAGAAGGAGGAGGUUGUGGAGGCGGAGGAGGUGCAGGAGGUUGAAAAGGUUGGCGAACUGCCAACUUAUGAGAUGGCUGUCGCUCAGUGAGUUGAGAGCAUGAGACCAGUUGUUGGAAGAGGAUUAAAUGGCUUCAAGUUCUCUCAAAUCGUGCGUCUUGGCGUCAUUCACAUAGAGCAAACUAGAUCCCCACAGGCAGGUCCACCAUACGAUCUGGCACAACUGUCA